Lolium perenne is the source of this 2545-nucleotide messenger RNA. RefSeq lists its product as uncharacterized. The record is from RefSeq and is a predicted model, not a curated record. Lineage: Eukaryota; Viridiplantae; Streptophyta; Magnoliopsida; Poales; Poaceae. Gene Ontology annotation, molecular function: zinc ion binding.
UCAGUGGGAUUAUUAGUCGAAAAAACAAAAAAGAACCAGAGACACGAGCAGAGCAGCAGCAGUAGGCUCUCUCCUUUCUCCUCACUCUCAAUCCCCACCCCUGGGCUGGACGGCAGCGCGGCGGGGUGGCUGGAGGCGGGUGGCCGGGUGGGCCUCAGCUCGCCUGGAUCUCAGGUUAGUCGCCGGCACCGGCUGCGGGCCGGUGAGCAGCCGCCCGCAGCCGAACUCGAAGUUCCUGCCAAUGGCGCGGUCAGCCUAGCUGCUAACUCUUCUGACCUGCACUUCUUCGACCUCCGCCGGAGGUUCUGCAAGCUCCUCUUCCUCCCUCUCCCUAAGCUUCGCCCCGCCCCAGAGAUUUUGUUCAAGAUCCGCCACACUGCCAACAAGUACUAUUUACCUCACCAUUGUCCCCAAGCAUUAGCAGCUCUUCUUCCUCCUUCCCCUCAUCCUCAGUCAGUUCUAGUGGGAAGCAACAAUGGAGAACUGCAGCAAGAAGCCGAGGCUCGGUCUCACACCCAAUGGACAGGCUAAGCAAGAAGCAGCGGAUCGUGAAACCAGCAGAGCGGUUGUGGUGGAGGACGACGCCGCCCUGUCGGUAAACAAGAUGGCCAUCGAGACCGAUAGGACCAUGUAUGACUGCCCACUCUGCUAUCGGCCCUUGAAGCCUCCCGUGUUGAAGUGCCGAGCCGGGCACGGUGCGUGCGGCAGCUGCGCUAAAAACCACUCUCGCAAGUGCCAUUUGUGCGCGGACGGCGGCGAGUACGAGCACGUCCACUGGUUGGACCCCUGGGUCAUGGCGGCCAAGGUUCGGUGCCCAAACGAGCCGUUUGGCUGCCAGACCUUGGUGACCUACUUCUUGGUUGAGGACCACCGGUUGGAGUGCCCACACGCUCCUUGCUACUGCCCCGAGCCUGGUUGCACCUUCCCUGGCUCGCCGCCGAUGCUCUACGACCACCUCAAGGUGCACCACGACUGGCUCGUCACCUCCAUCGCCUUCGGCAAGAAACUCGAUCUCGAGAUAGAUGAGGCGCAGCGGCGCCAUCUGCUGGCUACGAAAAAUGGGGAGCACUUGUUCCUCCUGGUCAUCACCGAGGUGGUCGGCGGAGGUCGUGAAGUCAGGCUCGUGCGUGUCUGUGGCAAGGAUGCAGGCCCAUCGGGGUACUGGUGCAAGGUGUGGACGCAUGCGCCCAUGGACCCAGGGAACGGGUACAGGAAACCAGUCCUGAUGUUGGAGGACAGGGCAAGGAGCUGCGCGGUGCCCUCAGAGGAGGCGGCCAUGGAGGUGGGCGGCAGGUACUUGCCUGUGCAGCUCCUCGACAUGCACCCGAGAGGAGGGUUUGCUCUCCGCCUUCGCAUCACGAGGCUGCUGCUUGACUCAGUAAAUGCUUUGGUAGCUGAUGAAGGAAGGCAAGAUGGGCAGGCUGCAUUUGUCUCAGCUGGUGAAGGAAGUCAAGAGGCUACUGAGUCUGGAAAUGCUUCCUUGGCUGCCACAUCUCCCUCAGUUAUGGAAAAAGCGCCUCUUGAUAUUGCUGAAUCACAGAAUUGUCCAAGCCCCCCAACAUCAGUGCCACUUGCCAGCUUGACUUCUAUCACUCCGAAGGUUCUGUCCUCUGAAGUUGGUGAUCCAAAGCAUGAUGUGUUUGUCCUAGCUGGUGAAGGACGGCAAGAUGUGCAGACUGCAUUUGUCUCAGGUGGUGAAGGAAGUCAAGAUGCUACUGAGUCUGUAAAUGCUUUGGUAGCUACCGCAUUGCUCUCGGUUAUGGAAAAAGUGCCUCUUGAUACAGCUGAAUCGAAGAGUUGUCCUAUCUCCCCAACAUCAGCACCACUUCCCAGCCCGGGUUCUACCACUCUGAAGGCUUUGACCUCUGAAGAUGGUGACACACAGCUGGUAGCUACUGUAUCACCCUUGGGUAUGGAAAAAGCGCCUCCUGAUACUGCUGAAUCAAAGAAUUGUCGUAGCUCCCCAGCAUCAGUGCCACUCCCCAGCCUGGCUUCUACCACUCCGGAGGCUCUGACCUCUAAACCUGGCGACACAAAGCUGGUGAGAGCAAAGCAUCCUAAGAAGAACUACCAUACCAGUAAUCCAAGGAGAAGCGCUAGAUUGCGUGAAUGUUUUAACAAUCCUGUGGAAGAGCUGGCAGCUGAUCACAGGAGGUCUUGCAUGCUCGAUCCAGCAGAAGAAUCAGUUGCCUCUAUUGACAAUGCAUAAUCUAAAAAAAAAACCUCUACUGACUCUGCAAACUAAGGUAGUUGACUGAAUAAAACAAAUAUUUAUGCAGCAGUAGCUUUGAGAUCAAAAUCUAUUAGUCAGAACAUUUCACACGCUGAAUUUUGUCGAAAGAGAUGUAGCUGAUAUUCUUAGUUCAGAAUUCAGUACCCUUCUGUUCAUUAAUUUACAAAAGAAAAUUGUUGGGUGAAUUUUCUAGUGAUGGAUUUGAGCUAUGUGAAAAAUAGUGUUGGGUGUUGCAAGCCAAUUUUCUAGUAAUGCUGUAAUAGCAGUUAACAAAACAUGCUUCAGUCAUGGUUACUUGGUUAGCAUCUUACA